Messenger RNA from Rasamsonia emersonii CBS 393.64, 912 nucleotides. RefSeq lists its product as uncharacterized. The coding region runs from base 1 to 912 and encodes 303 amino acids. The transcript has 3 exons. NCBI's taxonomy places the organism in Eukaryota, Fungi, Ascomycota, Eurotiomycetes, Eurotiales, Trichocomaceae. The record is from RefSeq and is a predicted model, not a curated record.
AUGCUCCUUCUCCUCUGUAUCAUCGUUCACUCCUACGUCCCGCAGUAUCGCCGUCUCCGGAGUUGCCGCAACACAGAUGGCCUCUCGCCGUCCUUCAUCUUGCUGCGCGCUCUCUCCACGACUGCCAAUCUAGCAAACCUACUCAUUCUCCCCACUGCGUACGCGACAGUCGGCCACUGCCGCCGUGAUUAUUCGCCUGGUCGAUGUGUCGUGGAGUUGGUGACCCAUUGGCAGAUUGCGGCGGACUGGAUUUGUUUUCAAGGCAUACUAUUUCUCUACGUGCGCUAUUACGGUCGAGAUGAGGUCACUUCUCAAUGGUCUCCCUCCUCUCUUCAAUCUCCCGAAAUAGUGCAGGAAGAAGAGUCCUCGUCUCUCGGAAAUACGAGGACAGCCACCGCCAUCAUUGCGAUAAAUGUCAUCUUGGAUGUUUUGCUGCUCGGCCCGUCACUGUUUUUGAACAUCAACAUCCCCAUCCCCUCACCGGGGUACUACAACCUUAUGCAGAUCUGGUCUUUCACUACGAUUGCAGUGUCCACGUUCCUUGCGCUCAUCUACCACUGUCCUCAGUUUUAUUACACCGGGACUUCUAAGCGGGUCGGUAGUCUCAGUAUUGCUACGCUCGGCAUGCAGACCGCGGUCUACUUCCUCCUGGCGGUGUCCUUGGGGGUGCGCUAUGGGAAACUCGAAGAGGAGGACCCUUGGCGCCGAUAUCUGUACGCGUUUAAUAUCUGGAUCAGUUACCUCAUCACCGGGUUUCAAGCGUGCGUUCUCCUGGGCGAGUGCAUAUACGUGGCCUAUGUCCUGUCAGCGCCAAAAGGCGAGCAGGAUGAGGGCGGGGAGGCACCAGUGGACGCCGCCAUCGGGGAACAGACGCCACUGCUCGCGAGUCGACCGGACGAGGCUGCUGGUUGA